UGCAUUUCUCACCUAGGGAAACCUGGCCCAGAAAUGUUGUCAAGACGACUGCAUUUCCAACGGCGACUCUCUGUGUCAUGGUAACGGGAGACUUCACUGUGGGAGGUUCAUUAGGAGGAGGGGGUUCAUGUCAGACAUGAAGAACAGAACAGCUCUAAUGCCACCAGCUCUAAGGCCCAGGCAUCUUAACUAGAGGAGAGGAGAGGUGGGUAUGCUAAUAGAUAAGUUCAACCUGCUCACUACAACCGCCCACUCACGUCUCUUCUCUGUUUCUUCAUGCUUUUGUUACAGUUUGUUGACUGACACUCAAGUUGAACCCGAAUGCUCGUCACAAUACCCAUAACCCAAAGAAUCAAGAUGUUACUGAAUAGCCUUUGUCUGGUUCUUCACAAACACGCUAAAUAAGAUAGGUUUGGGUAUGCAUUGGAAUGACACAAGCACCCCUAUUCAAAGCUGUCAUUUAUUGUCUUUCAAAAUCGUUUCUUUGAGAAGAAUUGUUGGACAAUGCUGAUCGCUCAGAAAAUGGAAUUUCCCUACCUGUGUAUAAACCAGACAAUGUAGACAAUACCUCAACAGAUGGAAGCUAUCCCAACCCCAAAUCCUGAACAUCAGAGGAAUUCAAUUAUACUGACACAAAUAAUCUGAUGAAUCAUACGUUUUCCCCUCACAUCCCUACCUCUUAUGGGAAAAACACCAGUCAAAAGCCUAUAGACGCUAGACAGAACGCUUUAAAAAUCGAUUUUUGGAUUGGAGUUUAUUGUUAGAUUGACUUGGCGAUUUGAGCAUAUAUUAACAUGUCAAUGGCAGAGCAUGAUUUGUGUCUCACUAUUUGAGAAAGGGGGGAAAAAGAGUGCCAUUUUGUCUUUAGUAGUGUGACGUUGUGUGUCUACGUGACUGUAGCCUAAUUAACGAAGGGUGUGGGUUUAUGUGUGAGGUCAGCUAGUGUGUGUGUGUCAGGGAGGGAGGGGGAUAAUAGGCUAGUGUCACCCUCUCUAGGGGCUAAUACAGUAAGUGUCUGAGGAAUCGGGGAAGACUAUAGCUGUAUCAGGGACUAUGUAAGUACACCUUGACACCUUCUCAUUUCCUACAGGUAAACUGGCUGGAGAUCUGGAAUUAGAAUUGCCCAUGACACUGACUAGAGGUCCUUGAUUUUCAGGUGUUUGUAAUAACUUAGCUUCAGGAAUUUGUUAUACAUUAUGUAGUGAAGUGUGAUUUUAGUAACUACAUAAUAAUUACUUUGGUAACUCAUUUUAAAUGUAAUUUGUUUAUCAUUACAAUUCAACCAUUAUUUAACUUUACAUUUACGUCAUUUAGCAGACGCUCUUCUCCAGAGCGACUUAAACAUGAUCUACUAUUACCAUGUAUAUCUGCAUGAUAUCAUUUUAUCUAUUAAAAAAAGGGUUUCCCAAACUGUGGGUACUACAAGGGAUACGCAAGCAAACAAACUCUAGGCUGUACUUGUAACGACUCCAAUAAUUACUAAAAGUCAACACGCCUUUUUUGUGUUGUCUGAGUGUUUGAUUGAUGAUGAACAGAUGAAUACCUGAAUGAUGGAUGAACAUUAGCAUACCGGAAACUUUGCUAGCUAGUUUUCAAAAGAAUACGCAGAGACAUAAUAGGUAUACAGAUAAGAAAAACAAAGUGAGUUUUGAGGAAUUACAUUUUUUUGUGUGUGUGAAUGUUUGAUCCCUGCAGAAAAUGCUGGUAUCCCAGAAGCCUGUGCAGUCGGUCGCUGUCAUGGUUCUCGUAGUCUUCACAGUCAGUCGCUGUCAGGAGAAUGAAAGGCGAGCGGUGACAGAGCACCAGCUGCUGCAUGACCGUGGGAGGACCAUCAAGAGCCUGAAGAGACUCAUUUGGUUGUCCAGCGCCAUAGAGGGGCUCGACACCGCCCAGACCCGCUCCUCCUUCCUGCUGUCCCCCGCUGCCCUCAACCCCAUCCAGGGCUACACCCCAGGCCUCUCCCCUGCCCUCAACCCACACCCUGCUGGCUCUCAGUCUGGGGAGACCAGCAACAACCACAAGGGGUCAGUGGAGAGACUUAUGAGAAACUUAUUCGACCCCCACCUCAUGGAACUCUCUGAAGGGGAACCAUAGACCUCUCAACUCCCUAACUACACUGCACACAUGCCCAGUUACCUACCCCAAUGCUUCCCCAACCUCAUACACUCAUUAUUUGAAUGGAAAUGAUAAUCAAUAUAGUCAAGGUGCUCAGAACCUUCUCUAUUUCGAAUUCUGUGUCACUGUUUUGAAUGUCAAUGAGUAUGUUAGGCUACUGAAAGUCUGUAACAUGGACCAUGUCUCUUCUUUAUGGCUAGCUGCUUGGAGCCUGUUAGAUUUGGCAUGUUUUUCAGCCAUCAGAUCUCUGUGAAGAUGUACUGUACAGUCAGAGAUGUAAAUGUCAACUAGUGCUGUGUGCAACAAUGCAUGGUCGUCUCAUUCAAAUACAUUUUCCUUAUCUGCUGAUGAUGAGUUCAGUCAUUCUUAAUUGAUUCUUAAUUUACUCCAAAGCUCUCUUACAUUCUAUUAUAUGGCUUCACAAGAACCGAGACACAGAAAUAGCUGCAGAUUGCUUUGAAUCCCCUGACUCUGAUGGUCGUUAACAUAUACCCAGUGUUUUAGUGCCUUGAUGAGUUGUUAUUGUGUGAUGAACAAUCCACAGUCUUUUAAUAGAACCACUCUACUCGUGAAUGUAGGCUGACUGGGUCUCAGCAUUCUGAGUCCGGAACGCGAGACUAGAGCAGUGCUCUCAAGAGUAGGCUAGAGCUAGGCUUUAUCUAGAUAACUCAACAACCAAAGC
Messenger RNA from Coregonus clupeaformis (lake whitefish), 2797 nucleotides. Its product is annotated as parathyroid hormone 4-like. Bases 1699 to 2094 code for a protein of 131 amino acids. Gene Ontology annotation, molecular function: hormone activity; peptide hormone receptor binding. The transcript is spliced from 2 exons. The record is from RefSeq and is a predicted model, not a curated record. Gene Ontology annotation, cellular component: extracellular region. Lineage: Eukaryota; Metazoa; Chordata; Actinopteri; Salmoniformes; Salmonidae. Gene Ontology annotation, biological process: regulation of chondrocyte differentiation; osteoblast development; adenylate cyclase-activating G protein-coupled receptor signaling pathway.